Molecule: messenger RNA, 7177 nt
Organism: Lutra lutra (Eurasian river otter)
Lineage: Eukaryota; Metazoa; Chordata; Mammalia; Carnivora; Mustelidae
Gene: TMEM63A
Product: transmembrane protein 63A
Exons: 25
Coding region: 373-2823 (816 amino acids)
Cellular component (GO): plasma membrane
Molecular function (GO): nucleic acid binding; calcium-activated cation channel activity
Source: RefSeq, a predicted model, not a curated record
CGGGGCGGCGCGCGGCCGGGCGGGGGCCGCCAAUGGGGCCGGCGCGCGCGGCUCUGCGCAUGUGCGGGAGGCGCCCAAGUUUCCCUUUGCAACUUUUGAGUGACUGGGACGCCGCCCCAGCCGGCCAGGUGCAGACGCCGCGCCUUCGCCGCAGGGAAGCCUGUGAAGGCUGGCGCUCCCCGGUCCUGGGGUCAGGAAGGCCCUGCAGGAAAUGAGUAGCAGGCCCCAGGCAUCCUGGGAGGCGGCUGGUGCUGCCUCUGUGUGUGCUAGAGCCGAAGCCGGAGCUGGCUCCAAGUGAGGACCUCUCAGAGGGAAGCACCCACAAUCCUCCCUGCUGGAGUCUCCGGGACUCUGUUCAGAGCCACCAACUCCAUGGUUCUGGCCUCGUAUCUUCCAGCCAUUGCCAAAUCUCUUACAGGGGUUUUCUCUCCAGGGAGGACAGUCGCGAUGACCGGCCCCCGGUCCCUGGAGCUGUGGCAGUCCGAGGCCGUGUCCCUGCGUGGGCGGCUGGGCCUCAGGGACCAGCCCAACGACUCCUACUGCUACAACUCAGCCAAGAACAGCACCGUGCUGCAGGGAGUCACCUUUGGAGGCGUCCCCACCGUCCUGCUCAUAGACGUCGUUUGCUUCCUGUGUUUAAUUUCAGUGUUUACCAUUAUAAGAAGGAGAUUCUGGGAUUAUGGCCGCAUUGCGCUGGUGUCGGAAGUUGACAGUGAGUCCAGAUUCCAGAGAUUAUCUUCAUCUUCCUCUUUUGGGCAACAAGAUUUUGAAAGCGAGCUGGGAUGCUGCCCCUGGCUGACCGCCAUCUUCCGCCUGCACGAUGACCAGAUCCUGGAGUGGUGUGGGGAGGACGCCAUCCACUACCUGUCCUUCCAGAGACACAUCAUAUUCCUGCUGGUGGUGGUCAGCUGCUUGUCCCUGUGCGUCAUCCUGCCUGUCAACCUCUCAGGCGACUUGCUGGACAAAGACCCUUACAGUUUUGGGAGGACGACGAUAGCAAAUCUGCAGACCGACAAUGACCUUCUGUGGCUGCACACCAUCUUCGCUGUCCUCUACCUCAUCCUCACCGUGGGUUUCAUGCGGCACCACACCCAGUCCAUCUGGUACAAGGAAGAGAGCCUGGUGAGGCGGACCCUGUUCAUCACGGGCCUCCCGAGAGACACCAAGAAGGAGACCGUGGAGAACCACUUCCGGGAUGCGUAUCCCACAUGUGAGGUGUUGGAUGUCCAGCUGUGCUACAAUGUGGCUAGACUGCUGUCCCUGUGCAGAGAGAGGAAGAAGACAGAGAAGAGCCUGAACUAUUACAUGAGCCUACGGGCAAAGACAGGCCAGUGGACCCUGAUCAACCCCAGGCCCUGUGGCCAGUUCUGCUGCUGCGAAGUGCCCGGCUGUGAGUGGGAGGAUGCCAUCGCUUACUACACGCGUCUGAAGGACAGGCUGACCGAGAGGAUCAUGGAGGAGGAGCGCAGGGUCCAGGAGAGGCCAUUGGGGAUGGCCUUUGUCACCUUCCAGGAGAAGUCCAUGGCCACCUACAUCCUGAAGGACUUUAAUGCCUGUAAGUGUCAGAACCUGCGGUGCAAAGGGGAGCCCCAGCCGUCCUCCUGCAGCGGGGAGCUCCACACCUCCAAAUGGACAGUGGCUUUUGCCACUUACCCCGAGGACAUCUGCUGGAAGAACCUGUCCAUCCAGGGCUUCCGCUGGUGGUUCCAGUGGCUGGGUAUCAACUUCACGCUCUUCGUGGGACUGUUUUUUCUGACCACGCCCUCCAUCAUCCUGUCUACCAUAGACAAGUUCAAUGUCACCAAACCCAUCCACGAGCUGAACGACCCCAUCAUUAGCCAGUUCUUCCCGACCCUUCUGCUCUGGUCUUUCUCGGCCCUGCUCCCCACCGUCGUGUACUACUCCACGCUGCUGGAGUCUCACUGGACCAAGUCUGGAGAGAACCGGAUCAUGAUGUCAAAAGUCUACAUAUUUUUGAUCUUCAUGGUGCUGAUCCUGCCUUCCCUGGGCCUCACCAGUCUGGACUUUUUCUUCCGGUGGCUCUUUGACAAAACUUCCUCAGAAGGCUACAUCAGGCUGGAGUGUGUCUUCCUGCCUGACCAGGGUGCCUUCUUUGUGAACUACGUCAUCGCCUCGGCCUUCAUUGGCAACGGGAUGGAGCUGCUCCGGCUGCCAGGCCUGGUGCUCUACACCUUCCGCAUGUUCAUGGCCAAGACCGCAGCCGACCGCAGGAAUGUCAAGCAGACCCAGGCCUUCCAGUACGAGUUUGGCGCCAUGUACGCAUGGGUGCUGUGUGUCUUCACGGUCAUCAUGGCCUACAGCAUCACCUGCCCCAUCAUCGCACCCUUCGGCCUCAUCUACAUCCUGCUCAAGCACAUGGUGGACCGGCACAACCUCUACUUUGCCUACCUCCCGGCCAAGCUAGAGAAGAGGAUCCACCUGGCAGCUGUGAACCAGGCUCUGGCUGCGCCCAUCCUGUGCCUCUUCUGGCUCUGUUUCUUCUCCUUCCUGCGCCUGGGUCUGAGGGCCCCCCUCACCCUGUUUACACUCCUGGUCGUGCUGCUCACCGUCUUGGUCUGUGUGGCCUACACCUGCUUUGGAUGUUUCAAGCACCUCAGCCCUCUGAACUACAGGACGGAGGACUUGGGCAGUGACAGAGGAAGUGAGGCAGAUGCCCCCAGGCCAGCAGCCUUCACGCCCUACGUGCCCCGGAUUCUGAGUGGCCUGUCCUCAGAGAGAACAGCCCUGUCCCCGCAGCAGCAGCAGACCUAUGGUGCCAUCCACAGCAUCAGCGAGACUGUCCCAGGGCCCCGGGGACAGUGACAGCAGCAUAUCUACCUACCAAGAGGCCUGAGGGCUGCUGGGCCAGGCUCGGAGCCAGGAGAGGAGACCCAGGCGGGAAGGUGGCUUGACUCAGGCCCCAGCCGAGCCCAGGAUGACUUCCCACCGGCUUUAAGCACAGCUGCUCUUAAGCGAUGGAACCAGAAAGGUGUUCUUGCCUUUGGCCAAGGGGGCAGGCUGGGACUGCCAUUGGGUGGUGAGCGCUGGCCUUUCUGGCCAUGGCAAAGGGGACGGGAGCUGAGCAGCUCAGAGCCCGGCUCAUUUCCAGGUCCCCCUCCUGCACAAAUGUCCAGCUCUGUAGCUGGGAUGCCGUCCCUGGGGAUUUUGGGCAGAAUCCCGUAUUGGAAUUGUGCACCCACAGCCCCAUUGCUGUGGUGAUGGAAUCUGGUACGAGGGAGGACAUGCGACUUGCCCAGCCCCAGAAGACCCCUCAACUAGCCAAUAACCAAAAAGCCUGCAGCGGAUCCCAGCUGGAGAGGGGUUCCAGACGAUGGCUGGUGUCCAGCCCUCCCCCUCUGAUCUGGGAGCUGCUGUGGGAACAGGCGGCAGUGGGCCAGGCCGGGUUGGGUGGGCUGCAACCCUGGCUGGAAGGACAGGUGGCCCCUUCCUUUUUCUCCCUGUGGGGAUGGGGACUGGCAGCCUCCCACUGCCUCCAGGGGGUGCCAGAGGCACAGGGACCAGGUGGGUGGUGGCCCAGGCCCCCUGCCACACCCCCACCUCGCCACAGCAGCCCCAUGCUCUGGGCAGCCAGGGACAUGAGGAGGGGGUGGAGCGUCCCGGUGCCCCCCCCCACCCCGGGCCUGUUCUGCCCUUCCCAGUGGGACCCCCCCCCCAACCCAGACCCAACCUGCCAGAUGUACUGGGACGGCUCCCCAUUUGGGACGGGUGUGCCCAUGUCACCUGCUUCCAGCCAUUCUUAGGAAUAGAAUCAUUUAUCAUCACUGACAUGCGUGUGGGAGCACUGGAGGGGGGCAGUGAGCAGGGGGCCAGCAGGGGCGGGGGACAGGUGUGGGGCGUACAUCAUUGCAAAGAGAAGAGGGGGGGUCUCCCUGCUCCUUGGGAGGGCCCUGGGGCAGGGAGGACAGCUGUCGGCCGGGGAGCCUGCGGGUGACAGCCAGCCCCACGGGCAUCAGCGCUGCUCCAGCAGCCCCACGAAUUUGCAGAUGUCCCGGGCUAGCAGCUCUGGCUCCUCAAAGGCGGCAAAGUGGCCUCCGCGGGCCAUGUAGGAAUAGGAGAUGAGUUUCGGAUACUUGAACUUCACCCACUUUUCUGGCACAUGCAUUAACUCACAAGGGAAGGCAGCAAAGCCUGUGGGCACGUGGACCUUGAUCCUAGAAGGACAGAGAUCCCACUGAGAGGCAAGGUGGCAUCCUGGUCCCCUUCUGUCCCCUGCAGCAGGGACGGGGGAGUGGGGGUCUGUUUGCCCACCCACAGGGAGCCGGAAAGGACAGACCCAGGGUUAUAAACACUCUCUUCAAUUCCAACCCACUGGAGCCUCCUUCUGUGGAAGGGCCAGCUGUGCUGCAAAGUCUGGCUAUCAAAGACCCUCCCUGGGGGUCAAGCCUCUCAGGGGGUGGAGAGCUGGUGGUCUGACUGCUCCCGCCCCUGGAGGCCCGUCAGCAGGCACCUGCUGCGGGAUCGGCCACACUCACCGGUUGUGCUUGUUGGCCAUGAAGCCCUGGCCCAGGUUCUCCUUAUAGAAGCGCUGGGAGGAGGCGAUGGUGCCCGUUGUCCAGUAGAGCAUGACAUUGGUCAGCAGGUCAUCCAGGGAGAACUUCCUGCAGAAGCAGCCCCGGGAGGCCCCUCAGAGCCUGGCAUGGCCUUCAGGCUGUGAGCCCUGGGGACCCCCACCCAGGGUCCUGCCUCCUGCUCAGACGCCCCAGGCAGGUGCAUAUUAUCCCUGAGGCCAGGCAGGCUUGGACCUCCCCGCCCAGCAUGGGAACCCACUCAGGGUGUGGGGCUCCACGCGUGCAGAGGAAAGAGCCAUCUGGUUCUUACUGUGGGGGCACGUGGAAACCUGAAACCCCACAUGCCACCCGGGCUCUGUCCUGCUCUUGCUGGGUCCCCUCAUGCUACCCUGUGUCCAAAGACCCCAGGAGCCCUCCAUGGCCUCCCCUGUCCAGGUGCUGGUGCCCACCACCUCUGCCCCCGAAUGCCCUCCCCCUACUCAUCUUCUGCCCCCUCAGCCUCCAGCCUUCCCUCCCAGAAGAGUCCCCCAAUGCGCUCAGAUCCACUAGCUUCACACCUUGCCCCCCCUGCUAUGAUACCCCUUCAAUGCCAUCAGCCCCGUGCCUUCUGGCACCCAGACCCACCUGAUGGUCCACAAACCCCAGGGGACACCAGCUCUGUGGAGCAGCUCCCCUCAUGCCUUCCCUGCUCGAUUCCAGAUCUGGGGGCUUUGGAGAGCUCCGCCUCCCAUGCUCAUCCCUUCACUGGCCUCCUCCUGGGCCACUCUGCCUCCCCUGCCCAGUCUGGCGUCCAUACCACCCAGGCCUGCCUUCCUGUCUCUCCUCUGCCCCCCUCUCUGCAUCCCUGCAACUGUCAACCCACACUUGCCAACCCCUGUCCAGGUAGGGGCUUCCCACCAGAUUCUGUCCUCCCCCCGCCCCCAGGUAUUGCUUGCCCAGCCUGCUCAUUCCCCCCGGAGCACAGAGAAAGUAAUUUCCUCCCCUGGACCCCUCCCUGGGGCUCCGGAUCACCCAUCUCAGUCCCUAACCAAGCAGGCACCUCCCACUCAGCAAGUCCACACCUGAAGCAGCCCGCAUCUCUGCCGAGCCCCUGGUGGACACACAUGUUCACAGAUGCAAGUGCUCCCACACACGCACACUCACGUGUGUCUGUAUCCAAAUCCACGUGCACACUUCCACCAUCCAAAUGGGCACAGACGCUCCAAGGCUCCCCUCCUCAUUCCCUAGUUCCUGCUUGAUGAAGGGCGUCCCUGCAGCCUGGUGGGGAGCUAGAAACUGCUCCUUCUGCUGCUGCCUCCCCCCACUCCCACUGAGCCCUGGCUGUCCCUGCUCCUCCUGACCCCCCAAUGAGCCCUGGCUGUCCCUGCUCCCCCUGACCCCUCACUGAGCCCUGGCUGUCCUGCCAUUCCUUGCCAAGGACAUGCUGAUAGAACCCCUGCGCCGUCAGGCCCUGCCCAGCGUGGGGCAGGGAAUGGAUCCCACCAUGAGGGCUCAUGCUUGGGCUCAUGGUGUGGCCCCUGCAUACCUGCCUCUAUCCUUGACAAAGUCAGUCUUUCCAAGAGCACCUCGCAUUUCUAUCCCUCCCACCUUAGCUUCUGCUCUUCUCUCUGCCUCAACUCUCCUCCAUCCUUUUCACCAGCAAACUCCCACUCACCCUUCAAGGUCCCAAUCAAAUAGAUUCUCCCAGUCAUUUCCCCUCCCUGCCCCAGAGACGGAGCAGAUCCUCCUUUCUCUGGACUCGCACAGCCAGGGCUCAUUCGUCCAGUGCGUGUUUGUCGAGCUCAAGCUUCCUUCUAGGUGCUGGGGCUAGAGCACUGCCUAGACACGGUCCCCUGUCCCAGGUGGGAGCCAGCCCCAGCUCACCCUACUCCCACCCCAGCACUGUGUCUGGUGCUCUGUGUACCCCCACAGCAAUGAAGAGAGAGAUGGGUGCUGGAGAAGCUGAGUCAGGGCUGACCUUGAUGGAGCCCGAGUCAGGCCAGAGGCCUGGAAGUCACGUACUCCUAGGCUCCCUGCAGCUGUCUCCAGGCCUGGCUUCCCUGGGGCACACGGUCAGGUGGCGACGCUGGGCUCUCGUGGGCUCUGGAGGGAGGGGGUCCCUGGCUGUUCACACCUCUUGGCAAUAAAGGGGGCUUGCUGCCCUCUGGACCCACUGAUCCCAGGAGGGGACUGUUUAGCAAAUGGACCAUAGACAUUCUCCAGCCCUGUAUCCCGUUCCUGACCGCUCUACUAUGAGGCUUGGAGAGAGUCGCUAGGCCUCUCUGUGCCUCUGCUCGCUCAUCCAGAGGAACUGGGGCCGUAUUCACCAGGGCGAGGGUCCGAGGGGUACCCAGCCGUAGGUAGGACAUGCCGGCUGGCGGCUAGACAGCAGGGUCUCACCUUUCCAGGCCUCCAUCCUCCAGGUCUUGAAACUCCAGGUUGGUCCAGGUAGAAAACUUCUCCAGGAUAUAGGCAGCAAGGCCCACGGGGGAGUCGUUCAGAGCGCAGCCUGGGAUGGGGAGAAGCAAGGGAGGGACUGACUCGGGCCUGGGACCAGCUAGCGGUCAGGGCCCUGUGUUGGGGCACAGUGCUGCCCUUGCUCCUGGGGCACUCAUGCACCCCCUAUCUACUCAACCCUCGGCCUUGGAACGCUCAUCUGAGAAAAAGGG